Messenger RNA from Alosa sapidissima (American shad), 1627 nucleotides. RefSeq lists its product as uncharacterized. The transcript is spliced from 3 exons. Lineage: Eukaryota; Metazoa; Chordata; Actinopteri; Clupeiformes; Clupeidae. The record is from RefSeq and is a predicted model, not a curated record. The coding region runs from base 1 to 612 and encodes 203 amino acids.
AUGUUGCCUCACCCCACAUCUCCAGCUGCCCACACCAAGACUCUCCACGGACUCCGGCCCCCGAUCGAGGGCCCCCUCAAAGGAGUAGUCUUGAUGGAGGUCCACGAGCACGAUCACUGUACCCGAAGUUUGCAGGCGCGGAACUUAUGUGAAGCCGAGCAACCACCUCAGACAACUCUGCAGAGAGCAUCAUCCCGAUCGGCUGGCGGCUGCCUCUUGACUGCCUCUCCAGGCCCUUCUCUCAACCACUCGCCCACCCUCCCCCGACUCAACCUGGCUGCCGUCUCCCUGCGACCCACCAUCCCGACGGUCUGCAAGUUCUGCCGCUGGCCCCCUUGGAGGAUGAGCGAUGUUCCCACGCUGGAUUUUGAGCUCUUCUCCCCGGAGCCGCUGCUGCACGCGGCCCCCAGCAGCGCGCCCGCCGCGGUGGGCGGCGACGCCGAGCAGCGGACGGCCUUCGCCUUCGUGGGCCUCCUGAUGCUCUUCCUGGUCUUCCUGCUGGUGCGCUGCUUCCGCAUCCUGCUCGACCCCUACAGCCGCAUGCCCUCCUCCUCCUGGACCGACCACAAGGAGGGGCUAGAGAGGGGCCAGUUCGACUAUGCGCUGGUGUAGGGCAUCCGAAGCGGGUGGGAGCGGCGGCCGAUGCUGAAACCCGGAUCGGUGUUACAGUGAGAUGUGUGGUGGGUGUGAAGGGUAGGGAGUGGGGCUACUCUCUGCUGCCAACCUCUUAAGCCCCAUCUCUCUGGGUAAGGUGUGGUGACGUGUGAACGAUCAGGGUAAGGGGUGUCAGAUAGAACACAGUGCAGUUCCUCUGGUCUUUUUGCUCCCUCUUAAAUGGCGAUCUCAUCGAUCGCCGAAUGGCUCUAACGCCUCACUAUGUCAAACACGUGAUAAUAGACAGAGGCUGGGAGAGGGACGCGUCCCCUCUUCAGCUGAACUCACUCAAACACAACAAACAUGAAUCCUUUUCAACUGCUAUGGCAUCGCUGAAUUACUUCCUGAUGUCUGACAUAUUCCAUUUUGCUAAAAGUUUCAUCAUAUUAUUGUAGUUAUUCUUGAUGGUUUCUGACAGCAAGGGGUAAUGUUAUAACAGAGGAUGUUUAGCACUCUGUUGAAAGACCUUUGUAGAUUGUGGUAUAACCUUUGUGUUUACAUGGGCAGUUUUCCCUUUAACAGACAUCAGAAAUGUGUUCCUGUCUGUUUAAAUGAUCUUUCAGGCUUUUGCCUUUCCAUGUGUCUAUUUAACUGAGAAGCCAUAUACAGUAUACUUUGUGGGGUCCUUCAUGUCGUUUGGUUGCUUUUGUUAGCACUAGUCAAUCUGUUAAUCUUGGUGUGAACCUGCAACUUUUAGAAACUUCAGAAGUGCUUUAUUUUUCUAACCUUGACUUGAGAAUCAUUCUUUUUGCUAAUGUGUUCUCUCAUUCUCUCUCUCUCUAUCUGAUUUGUACAGUAGCUCUUUAAUCUUGAUUAUCGACUUUAAACUGACUGUAAAUGGAGGCAGAGCAGAUUGUGUCGCAUACUGUUGGUGUUUUAAAGAUUUGUAAGUAGAUUGGAUAUUUUCCUAAUGAUUUGUUUUUGUUUUUGCUAAGCCGGGUGAAUUCUGGUAAAUAAAAUGGGGGUUUCUUCA